Messenger RNA from Rotaria sordida, 315 nucleotides. The record is from the annotation of a GenBank genome assembly. NCBI's taxonomy places the organism in Eukaryota, Metazoa, Rotifera, Eurotatoria, Philodinida, Philodinidae.
AUGAUUGCUGGUGGAAAAAAUAUAUUAACAAAUGAUUAUUUAAAAUCAACAUUAUGUGAUAGAUGUAAUGUUUUAUGUUUUGAUUCUGAAAUUGAUCAAGUUAUUGCAGCUAUACAAGGAAAUCGUACAGAAUCAUUUAUGAUUAUACGUGGAGUAUCGGAUUAUCAUGAUGGAACUUUAAAUAAAGAAUGGCAACCAUUUUCAUCAUUAUGUGCAGCUGCUUUUAUGAAAACAAUUAUUUAUAAAAUACCAAAACCGUCCAGACAAAAGCCAAAUUCACAUUCAAAUAGCGAACAUGAUGAUGAUAUACUUUAA